AUGUGGCCUUUAUCCGGGUCACAACUGGAGCUUCGACUGUCUAACCCAGUGGAUCAUGGCGACUCUGUCUCAAAAUAUUUGUUCGAGUAUGCAGUGGGCGAAUCAUUUGGAAAAGUUGCGACCAAGAAAGUUUUCGUCUAUAAUUCUAUCGAGAACGACAUCGCUGGCACCUUCCGCUUACAGUACGGAGACGACGUGACCUCCCUGCUGUCUGUACACACCACAGCUAGCUCUCUUCAAAGCGCUCUUAAUAGUCUUUCUUCUGUCCGUCCUGUCUCAGUCUCUCGUGCGCUGUAUGUGCUCACGGGAAGUCCUAGCGUGACCUUUACGUCGGCAAGUAAUCGUCUUACAACGCCAACGUUGAGUGCAUUUCAGUGCGCGAUGCUUGUGAAGGGAGCAGGUAUUGACGUUGGAGGGAAGCGCUUUAUCGUUAGAGCGCAGCCGGUGGAAGGAAGCUCCAGUAUUGACGUGGAGUUAGGACAUGGCGCUCCAGACUUUACAGAGAAUAAGGAUCUACUCAAAUUGGAUAAUUCUGGAAGUGAACGUGGCCCGUAUGGCUACAUCUGGACGAUCUCGUUCGACAAUGACGCAGGGGACGUGGUGCACGGCAAAUACCCAGGACUGCAGUUUAUUUCUCAGCUCACUUCUAUCGACAUGAGUCUAACGAUACCAGUGAGCUCAUACGGCGUUGAGCUCGGUAAAACUGGUAUUCCAGCCGAUCAUUACGGCUUCUUUGAGAUCAAUAACGACGACAAAGUGUGUGACACGUACGUCGUGGGAGCUCCUUCGUCCGUUCAAGUGGUUCGUCUGUUUGCUCCGACGACAGCUACGGAUGGUUCGUUCAAACUCAAGCUGGGGAGCGAGACGACAGCGGAUUGUAUCACGUUGGGUAAAUCUGGAACAUUGAGUAGUUUGAAAGCGAAUCUGGAAGCUCUAGAUCUGGUUUCGAAAGUGACGGUGGACGAAGUGCGUGCAUUCAAAGUCACAACCACAGCGACAGUCACAGACUAUGAUAAUACCGGGAAACUGACUGUGGCGAGCGCUUUCACUAGUGCCCAAGUGGGUGUGUUACUACAAGACAGCAUCAUCCAAGUGAGUCGGAACCCCAACGAUUUCUCCAGACAUUCAUUUCUGUCACUCCACGAGGAUCCUGCGAUUAUUUUACUGACGAAGCUCGAGUGUUGA
Messenger RNA from Phytophthora infestans T30-4, 1185 nucleotides. RefSeq lists its product as uncharacterized. Bases 1 to 1185 code for a protein of 394 amino acids. The transcript is spliced from 2 exons. The record is from RefSeq and is a predicted model, not a curated record. Lineage: Eukaryota; Oomycota; Peronosporomycetes; Peronosporales; Peronosporaceae.